UGAGCAAACAGGACCACUCGGCAUUUCCGUAGCCGAACAGUAACAUAGAAAAGUCCAAAGGAGUUCCGAUUGAGAACAGACAACAAGGAACAACCCCCUGUGAGGAUGUCGCACGUCAGGACAACCUUUAGAGGAUGCCAGGACUGGGAAGAUUUUGGCUAUCCUCUGUCAACUAGCAGUGACGAGGCAUGUAAGUUGUACGAUGCAGCGCUAUCUCAGAUGGUGGGAUGGUAUGAGGAUCCGAAUUUCGGCGGCCUGAUGACCACCAUUGACAAGAUGUUGGAGGCGGAUCCGGAGUUUGUUAUGGGACAUAUCAUGGCUGUUAGCAUCAAGCUGGUAGGAACGGUAUUUAUCGCUCCCGAUGAUCCCAUCAGGGAAGAGGUUACAAAACUGGAACAACUCAUGUCAAAUAAAACUGUUACAGACAUCGAGAAGAAACACCUUGAGGCCAUCAAAAAACUGCUAGAUACAGACCUGAUUGGAGCUUUGUUUGUAUGGGAUGCCAUUAUACAUUGGAAUCACUUCGAUAUUCUUGCCAUCCGUCACGCAUUCUUCGGUUGUUUUUACUGCGGAUCAUACGCAAAGGGUCGAGAUGUGCUGAGUAGGAUUGUGAAUGAAUGGGAUCCCAGCAUGCCUCUUUAUGGGUAUUUUCUAGGAGAGUAUGCAUUUCUAUCCCAGGAAACGUUUCUCUUCGAGCGUGCAGAACGCGACGGCUUGCGGGCUUUAGAAAUGAACAAACACGAUAUCUUUGCCACUCAUGCUAUAUCACAUGUGUAUGAGAUGCAGGGCCGAGUGGAAGAAGGAUUGAAACUUGUGGAGGGAACGGAAAACGACUGGAAUGCGUGUGAUAGGCUGGCCUGCCAUUUGUACUGGCACAACAGCUUGUAUUACGUGGAAAAGGGCAGUUACGAAGAAGCUCUGGGAAUUUUUGAUAACGAGCUUGUCAAACGGUACAAAGCCUCAAAGUCGAUUGGUCAGAUGGUAGACUGUAGCUCUCUAUUAUACCGGCUGGAACUGGAGAAUGUGUCAGUCGGGGACAGAUGGCAAGAUGUAUUUGAGAUUGUGAAUGGUGGAAUAGACAGCCACCUAAACUUAUACACAGACCCUCACCUCCUGAUGACGUGUCUAGGGGCCAAGGACACAGCUGCCGUCAACACGUUUAUGGACACCUUUAGGGAUUCCGUCAGUAACGGACAUGGUCGAAGUAAGGGGGUGUCCGAGAGGAUCCUACUGCCCCUCUGUGAGGCUCUACAAGCCCAUGAUGAGGGCGAUCACGGGAAGGUUGUGGACCUCACCUAUCCCCUCCGGCACGAACUCGUUAAUGUUGGGGGCAGUAAUGCACAGAGGGACAUCUUUGAUUUGCUCCUGAUCGAUUCUGCUUUAAAAUCAGACAGGAAAGAACACAAGAACUUUGGAAGACAUCUACUGGUUGAGAGAAAGGCUUUCAAAGAGAACUCUCCUAUGACUGAUCGGAUGAUGGAGAGACUACUGGUUUCCCAUGUCAACUGAGCUUGGAGCAGACUACUGUUACAAGACACAGCCAAUCUCUCGUAACAAGGAACCAUUCCAUCCUGGCACUGUUCCUCUGUAGACAAAUACUGAUUGUCAAAACGUCAACUUCCAUGUACUCACGUGACUGUCGUCUGCUUAUAAUUAUCAUUCAGACAUUUCGGUUGUGACACCAAGGUGUCUCCUAUGAUACAUGCUAAUGAAUAUGCCUAAUGAGACUUUCACAGUAAACAUUUAUUGAUGCUAUUUUGUUGUCAGUGCGAAGACAUCGGUUGAAUUCAUCUCCUAAUAACUCUUAGUGUGGUUAAGUCGAUCUUGUCUCCGAGAUGCUUGGACAAGGUACAAAGCAAUGACAUUUAACUUUCACCCAAAAUCUUGCCAGAUUUGUUCCAGUGCACAAAACUACUGAGAAACCAAUCUUCCAUUUGUUUCCUGAUGUUUUUUAACGUAAGAUAAAUGUGUUGAAAUGUUUCAGAUAAAUGUUGACUGCCUUAAUAUUUAAACGGCGCUUUCUUUAUUCCUAUUUUAAUGUUGUAAUUAAAUAGGGUUGUUCAUGCGUGUGCUC
Mizuhopecten yessoensis (Yesso scallop) is the source of this 2074-nucleotide messenger RNA. Its product is annotated as tetratricopeptide repeat protein 38-like. The record is from RefSeq and is a predicted model, not a curated record. The coding region runs from base 106 to 1509 and encodes 467 amino acids. Gene Ontology annotation, molecular function: protein binding. Lineage: Eukaryota; Metazoa; Mollusca; Bivalvia; Pectinida; Pectinidae. The transcript is spliced from 14 exons.